UUCCAAAUGAUAUGUGUGGUCCAACCAAAGUUUUCUUCUGUUUCUUAGUACUAAAAACUACAUUAAACCAUCACUGGAUUUAUGGGUCUCCUGAAUACGAUUUUAAUUCUACCUUCAUUGGGUAUCUCGAAUUUACAAAGUAUGUAACGUCUGAAAUUAUUAGAGAAAAUAAAUUAAAUAGAUCUAAAAUACGCAUGGAUGGCACUAACUUUAUGAAUACCUUAGCAAUGAAUCAAUUUGGAGAAUUAAAAUAUACGAAAGGUCGAAGAGCAAAAAGAGAACUAAGAAACAAGUUUCCUCUCUCAAGGUGGGGAAAAAUAUUAAUUAUGGAGAAAAUAAUGAGAGGCGAUUACGACGAUGACGGCGGUAGAGACUAUGAUGAUGAUAAUGAUGACACUACGAACCCAACGGAGGAAACAAACGUGACAACAAACACGAAAGAGACAACGGAAACUUCAGUCACGAAUGCAACAAACACGGAUGAAAUUGAGAUUAUGACAACAAGCACGCCAGAGACAACGGAAAUUACUACAGAAACGACAACCACAAAAACAAAAAGAACAUUUCCAAGGCAAUUGCUUGGCUGUUAUGAUGUUAUAAAGCCAUGCAUUAGUGUUUGCCACGCAAUUUUCAGGACUUUCUGCAAUGAAUUUGGCUGUACCGACAAAUUGAAAAUUAAUCAUAAGUUAGAUUGUACCAGAUUAUGUUAUAAACAAUUUCGAAAUGCACGUAUCACAAAAUCUCGUAAAUCGACUGUUAGAAGAGCGUUGGAGUCACUGAGACUGGACAAUAAUAAUAGGGAUGGUUAUUACGACUAUGAUGUAGAAGAAUCAACAAAUCCGUACUCUUUGGAUGAUACAUACUUUGAGUAUUCAAAAUCAGACGCACUUUUUUAUCGAAAAUCGGCCAUUGAAGACGUUGAAGAUUUUGUAACUGACAAAAUGGAUGACUACGACUUUGAAUAUCUGGGAUAUACUCCAUAUGAUGAACAUUUUCCUUUUGAGAAGUUAACAACACAAUAUUGAUGAACAAUUCUAAAGUUGGCAGACUAAAGGAGAGGCCACUUCUAGCUGCAUGCAAAGCUAAAGCGCAGGCCACACGGCGAGCAAAGCUAAGCUAAGCUUUAGCUCACAUAGCUGUGGCAUGUUUUCAUACAUCUGCUGAAACCGUGAAUUAAGCUAACUGAGCUAAGGUUGCAUUGUUGGUUACAUGCACCUACGAGAGCUUUUUUUUUAUUAAAAUAAAAUAAAUAAAAUGACAGACACCUAAAUGGUCCAUAGAUUGUUAGUAAACAAAACCCUUAAUAACUAUGUUAGUAUAGUAAUAAUAAUGAACAGCAGAUACACUACUGUCGGCUCGAUCACCGAGGCGCACGUGUAGCGGGCAGCUCGUUGAACCUGCCUAGCACAGCACUGUCCAGACAUCGCGCGACAACUUGCAGGAGACUGUUGGCGCUUCCCCGCAUUCUGCGUAUUAAUGAGCGCAAAAAAGCCGUCUUUGUGCGCAGCAGCAAACAUACCUGACGCACUGCAGUGACGAGGAAACCCCACCAUCAACCGGAACAGGUUGUUAUACAAUAUGCGCAGGGCGCUGUACGAUCUUUGUGUAUAACGAGUCCAUAGACUGCUGGUGUAGAACGUUUGGCAAUAUGCCUUGAAAAGCGUGACCUUGACAUCAAGUGAACAACCAGCAAAUCUCCGAGCCAGCAUAUUCCCCCUUACAGACAGCGCCAUGCGUUUUUUUUUCUAUAUCGCUUUCAUCUUUUAGAUCUUCGUUCACAAUGUGCCCAGGGUACUUAAACCGCGCAACUCUUUGCAAUGGCGAACCAUUGAGGUACACAGGAGGGACUGAGCCAGGAGGUCUGUUUCUGCCUUUAAAUACCACGAGCUCACUCUUUUUGGAGUUGUACUUCAGACCAUGUUUUUCAGCAUAAGCCUCACAAAUAGCCACUAAUUUACGCAAACUGCCAACUGUGGGCCCCAGCAGCACCAUGUCAUCGGCGUAACUUAUAUUAUUAAAGCAUACAUGCUCUGUGUGGCAUCCGACAUAGGUGCUGCCAAGCUCUCUGAUUAGCUGGUCUACAUAAAUAUUAAAGAGUCUAGGAGAGGUUAACCCCCCCUGCCUUACCUCGCACUCGAGUCUAUAUUGAUCAGGUAAUACAUUGGCCCAUUUUAAAUUAUUCGUCUGAUUUUGGUACCAAUACGACAAAAUACUAACCAGUUCGGCAGGGACACCCGCCCUCUCGAGCUUUUCCUACAGUACAUCGUACGACACAAGAUCAAAAGCUUUAGAGAGGUCCAGGAAACAAGCGUACACGGGGGUCUUUCGAUCUAGGUAGUAUUUGCCAGUAUCGCACUCUCAGUGGACAACCCCGCCCGGAAGCCAAGCUGGGCAUCGUGUAGCCUGGUGUGUUCACCAAGACGACAGUCAAGCACACUAUCAAACACCUUGGCUAUCACAGUAGCAAGAGAUAUGGGUCUGUAAUUUCCCUUGUCCGUUAUAUCUCCUGUCCCAUUCUUUACAAUCCGUACAACUACGGUUUGCAUUAAAUUUUGUGGUAUGUACGAAUGCCCUAGGCAUAGGUUGAAUAGCAAAGUUAAUACUCGCGGAAGGUGUGCGCCCGGAUGCUGCAGAUGCUCGAUGCUGAGCCCGUCGUGACCAGGCGACUUUCCUCUUUUCAUAAUACUAAUAUUUUCAUAAUAAUUACCCGAGGGAAUCUGCGUACAGAUACCCUGGCCUUACGGGGGCAUAACCGGGGUUAUGUGGGACUGGGCUGAACCCUGAAGGGGAGCAACCCGACCGCACCAAAACCCCGGGGUGUUCCUCCUCUCCACUGCAGGCCGCCCAGCGCAGCCCUCCCUGAAAAGGGAGACACAACGGUCCCCUGACUCCAAAUGUAAGGCUCGCCGAACGCCAGACGAGACUUGCAUCUUGCAACUCCCCCGAGUCUGCUACCUAGGCCAUGGCCAUGGGGCCAGGACAACAUCCCCUCAACUGUGAUGUUCAGAGGAUGCUCACACAGCCCCCGCGGCGGAUCUGUUGGUAGGCUCCGCCGCAACACCUUACGUGCAUCCACGUGGACUCUCCGUAGAGAGACCUUUGGAGCACCCACCCCACGGGCCAAUCGCCCAUAUUCCGCCGCGGAGGACAGAACGAGCGACAACGACACAAGGAGACUCUUCCCCCGCGGCCCCACCGCCACUGCAUCUGCACCCUAAGCGGUGCAGCCCCGCCAGAGUCGCGGAGGAUAGGACGAGCGGCAACCCAUUUUAGGGGGCAACUACAUGAGCUAAGCUAACUUAACUUUAGCUCACGUAGCCGUGACAUGUUUUCAUAGAUCUGUGAAUUGAGAACCUCCUAACGUGAGCUUAAGUUAACUUAACUUCGCUCGCGGUGUGGCUUGCACUUAAGAUAAGAAAAUACGGGGUCUUAAUGAAGUGCUGCCACUAAACGCUAGUCUUUGCCUGCACGGGGGUGAAUGGCGAUAGAGUUUACUUAACUCAGGAUCGUUGGGUAGUGUUAGCCCACAUAGUUCAGUUUGCUCGG
This is a messenger RNA of Hyposmocoma kahamanoa, 3546 nucleotides long. RefSeq lists its product as uncharacterized. NCBI's taxonomy places the organism in Eukaryota, Metazoa, Arthropoda, Insecta, Lepidoptera, Cosmopterigidae. The coding region runs from base 12 to 1025 and encodes 337 amino acids. The record is from RefSeq and is a predicted model, not a curated record. The transcript is spliced from 3 exons.